AUUAAGUUGAAGCUAAAAGGAACUGAAACCAACACCUUACCGCCUAAACGAAAUGGCAGUUAGGCCUAAACUAUCUUCUCUGUCUCGCUCUCGUUCACCAUCACUGCACAACAACAACCUCAGCCUCUCCGAACAAAUCUUACCCAUACUGGAUCCAACCCACCCCAUCUUAUUCUUGCUUGACUCAUGCGCCGGCAUUCGACAGUUCAACCAGGUCCACACCCAGCUCCUCGUUUCUGGAAUCUUCCAGAACCCUCUCGCAGCUGGCAGGGCGAUCAAGAAGCUCUGCUCUGACCCCCUCACUGCCCCACGUGCCACUCACCUGUUCGAUUACGUGCGCCAGCCUGAUGCUUUCCUCUGCAACACCAUCAUGCGGAGCCACGCUCGCAGGGGCGAUUCCUCCGGGGCGCUUCGCUUCUACUACGACAGAAUGAUCUCCCGCUGUGUCGAGCCAAAUCACUACACGUUCCCGAUUCUGAUCAAGAUUUCUGGGGAUGUUGGGUCCGUGGGAGAAGGGGAAAAAGGGCAUGCCAGGGUUGUGAAAUUCGGGUUUGAAUCAGAUUUGUUUGUUAGGAACUCACUGAUACGGAUGUACUCGGUUUUUGGGAGGGUUGCGGAUGCACGUGCGGUGUUUGAGGGAAGUUCUGUGUUGGAUUUGGUGAGUUAUAACUCGAUGAUAGAUGGGUAUAUGAAGAAUGGAGGAAUUGGAGAUGCUCGCCAGUUGUUUGAUGAAAUGCCAGAGAGGGAUGUUUUUAGUUGGAAUUCGCUGAUCGCAGGGUAUGUGGAAGUUCGUGAUUUGGAGUCUGCGAAUGAGUUGUUUGAGAGAAUGCCUGUCAGAGAUGUAGUGUCUUGGAAUUGUAUGGUUGAUGGGUAUGCAAGGAUUGGGGAUGUUUUUAGGGCUCUUGAGUUGUUUGACCUGAUGCCUGUGAGGAAUGUAGUUUCGUGGAAUUCCAUGUUGGCAUUGUAUGUGCGGGUCAAGAAGUUCAGUGAGUGUUUGAGAAUGUUUGAGAGGAUGAUGGAGAGUGGCGAAGUUGUGCCAAAUGAGGCUACCAUGGUGAGCGUGCUGACAGCAUGUGCUAAUUUAGGGAGGAUUGAUAUGGGCAUUUGGGUUCAUUCUUUUAUCAAAAGUAGGAACAUUAAACCUGAUGUCUUGCUUUCAACCUGUCUUCUGACAAUGUAUGCAAAAUGUGGGGCUAUGGAUCUGGCUAGAGAUGUUUUUAACAAGAUGCCAGUUAAGAGCAUUGUAUCAUGGAACUCUAUGAUCAUGGCAUAUGGCUUGCAUGGCAGUGGGGACAAAGCUUUGGAACUAUUCUUGGAGAUGGAGAAGUCAGGUCUGCAGCCAAAUGAUGCUACUUUCAUUAGCGUCUUAUCUGCAUGUACACAUGCAGGUAUGGUCAUGGAGGGUUGUUGGUAUUUUGGCCUCAUGUGUCGAGUUUACAAAAUUGAACCCAAGGUUGAACACUAUGGUUGCAUGGUUGAUCUCCUAGCUCGAGCUGGUUUGGUGAAAAACUCGGAAGAUCUUAUAAGAAAGGUCCCCAAGGCUGGAUCUGUAUUAUGGGGUGCAUUGCUUUCUGGUUGUAGGACGCAUAUAGACCUGGAGCUUGGAGAGUUUGCAGCCAAGAGACUUAUUGAGAUGGAACCACUGGAUAUUGGUCCUUAUAUAAUGCUCUCAAACAUCUAUGCUGCUGAAGGGAGAUGGGAUGAUGUUGAACAUGUGAGGCUGAUGAUAAAGGGAAAAGGACUACAGAAAGAAGCAGCACCCCAUUUAGUUCAUCUUGAAGAUUUUGAAUCAGAAUAUUUGAUUAAGAAAAAAGCUGCCUAUAGGAAAAACAUAAUUAACUCACUGCUGGGUGAAUUGGGUGCACGGAUGAAAAUAUCAUUUGGCAAUUCAGUUGACAAAGUUAGUUUCUGAUCUUAGGUGAUCAAUUCGUCGGAAAAACCAGCAUCAUCACCCAAUUCAUGUACGACAAAUUCGUCAACACUAACAGGAAAAGGAGGCAAAAACUACCUCACAGAGCUGCACAGCAGUUAUGUCUCUCAUUCCUUGUUGGAACCAUAUGACAAAAGCCAACUUCAAAAGUUGAUGAUGCAAACAUGAACUCAUAGGGUUUUAUCUGUGUAAAAUUAUAUCAUACCGCCUGUAUUCAAUAUCAACUAUGCCAAGAGCUAAUAGAUAAGGAGCUUUGUCACUGGUCUGAGCCAUCCCACCA
Arachis duranensis is the source of this 2210-nucleotide messenger RNA. RefSeq names its product pentatricopeptide repeat-containing protein At3g29230-like. The record is from RefSeq and is a predicted model, not a curated record. Gene Ontology annotation, biological process: RNA modification. The transcript is spliced from 3 exons. NCBI's taxonomy places the organism in Eukaryota, Viridiplantae, Streptophyta, Magnoliopsida, Fabales, Fabaceae. Gene Ontology annotation, molecular function: protein binding; RNA binding. Bases 53 to 1912 code for a protein of 619 amino acids.